Leguminivora glycinivorella is the source of this 1534-nucleotide messenger RNA. RefSeq names its product charged multivesicular body protein 4b (gene shrb). The transcript is spliced from 5 exons. Gene Ontology annotation, cellular component: multivesicular body; cytoplasmic side of plasma membrane; ESCRT III complex. The record is from RefSeq and is a predicted model, not a curated record. The coding region runs from base 109 to 777 and encodes 222 amino acids. NCBI's taxonomy places the organism in Eukaryota, Metazoa, Arthropoda, Insecta, Lepidoptera, Tortricidae. Gene Ontology annotation, biological process: late endosome to vacuole transport via multivesicular body sorting pathway; vesicle budding from membrane.
CACAGAUGACGCAUCGACUGCUGCAAAAGAAGGAUAUAAUUUUCUCGUACGUAUUUGUGUGUUCAAUCAAGAAUUGCGUUUCUAAUUUAUCGAAUUUAAACGUUCAAAAUGAGUUUCCUGACGAAAAUGUUCGGAGGCAAGAAAGAGGAGAAAGGCCCGACAACGCAUGAUGCAAUACAAAAAUUACGUGAAACUGAAGAGUUGUUGAUUAAGAAACAGGAGUUUCUGGAAAAGAAAAUCGAGUUAGAAAUCCAAACAGCUAGGAAACAUGGCACCAAAAAUAAAAGAGCCGCGAUCGCCGCGCUCAAGCGUAAGAAGCGUUAUGAGAAGCAACUCACCCAGAUUGACGGGACGCUCACCCAGAUUGAGGCACAGCGAGAGGCGCUGGAGGGAGCCAAUACUAAUGCCCAGGUGCUCAACACAAUGAAGGAUGCUGCCAAUGCGAUGAAGCUUGCUCACAAGGAUAUCGAUGUGGACAAGGUGCACGACAUUAUGGACGACAUCGCGGAGCAGCACGACAUCUCGCGCGAGAUCACCGACGCGAUCAGCAACAACGUCGCCUUCCCCAACGACAUCGACGAGGACGAACUCGAGAAGGAACUGGAGGAGCUCGAACAGGAGGAUCUCGACAAGGAGAUGCUCGGUAUCAACGUGCCUACAGACACGCUGCCGGAUGUGCCUAGCGCCGAGUUGGUCCACGACAAGCCCAAACCCAGCAGGUCCAAGCAGACAGAGGACGACGAAGAAUUCGCAAAGCUGCAGUCCUGGGCUACAUAGGCUGGUCGUGGUUCGAACACUUGUACGUUGUGAUAUUUUGACGGUAGCGAGUCGAGUGAAGGUUUACUUUUGCGCUGUUAAGCUCAAAUACAAUGUUUUAACCAUGAGUGUAUCAACACACAGAGUUAAGAGAUAGACAGAUACUAUGAUUCUGUGAUUUCAUGGAGUCUAUAACCUCAUAUAGAACAUGUGUAUAUAUGCGCGACUGAGUUUUGGCGCACAUUUACAACUAGAGGACGGAUGCUGAGUGGCUCAAAUUUAAUAAGUGAUUACUUGUACUGUACCAUAUGUGUGUGCGAAAUCGAUUGGUUAUAAAAACACAGUUUUGGUUCACAGGCAUUUCUGUCUAUAUGUCAACGCAGUGAUGUGAUGUAUGAAACUUUAAAAGUGCGUCCAGAUUUAAUGCGCGCUUUGCAUCAAUGGCGCUUAACCCAUUCAUUGUCGAAGACGCGAAUUCGCGUCACGAUACAUGUUAGGCAGCGUUCCCACUUAACGUCUCCUCAGUACAUUUUGUAUUACAUAAUAAACAAAAUACAAAAUGUACUGAGGAGACGUUUUUUGAAUUACAUUCAGGCGGCGUGGCGGGGACGUCCGUUGUGCGCCCCGAGACGUGCGUCUUAUGAGUGUGGAUGGUAGCUUAAAUUGUAAUGCAGAUGCGGACUUCGGUAAUGAAUGGGUUUAGUUGCGCAUUAUAACUCCUCGAGUGCCAGACUGAUUUUUGAGUCGUUGGAAUUUUGAUUUUAUUCUAAUUAAUCAA